UGCCUAACAUCCCUUGGACCCAAUCUCAAAUCCAGAAAAAAAAUGAUGUUUUUUUGGAGCCAUCAUUCUCUUGUUUCCAUCAUAGUAAUACUAGCUGUGAUAUUCUUCAUCUCUGGUCUUCUCACCUUGCUGGUUAGGUUUGUCAUGAAACACACUUCUUCUUCUUCUUCUUCAUCCCUUUCUUCCCUAUCUAACAGAAGCCCAGAAAUUCCCAAUUCUGGCUCUUUUCAAAGACUACAUCUACAGCACCUCUUUCAGCUCCAUGAUUCAGGUCUAGAUCAAGCCUUGAUUGAUUGCCUCCCUGUGUUUUGUUACAAGGACAUCAUGGGUUCGGAGCAGCCGUUUGAUUGUGCUGUCUGUCUCUGUGAAUUCUCAGACCAUGAUAGAUUAAGGUUGUUGCCUUUCUGCACCCAUGCUUUCCACAUUGAUUGUAUUGACACAUGGUUGCUGUCAAGUACAACUUGCCCCCUUUGCAGAGGCAAUCUUUUAACACCUGAUGGGGUUUGCAUUGGAGCCCAAAACCCAGGGUUUUGUUUGGAUGGGUCCAGAGAGGGAGAUGGAGUUUUCAGUGCAUCAGAAAAUGACUCCACUGCCCCUUCUGUUGCCGGUGAAAAGAGGGUGUUUUCAGUGAGGCUUGGCAAGUUCAGGGGCACAAGUGGAACAAAUAAUAUUGAAAAUCAAGAUGUGGAAUUAGGGGAGACAAGUGAUGAAGGGAAUUUGGGUUCAAGAAGGUGUUAUUCAAUGGGUUAUUAUCAGUAUGUGGUUUCUGAUUCAGAUCUACAAGUGGGCUUGAGUGAUGGGUUGGAUGGUGGAGGGCAGAAUGGGAAUUUUACAGGUGAGGAUGAUGGUGGUGAGAAGAUUAAGAUGAGAAGUUAUAAAGGGGAAAGCUUUUCUGUCUCCAAGAUUUGGAUGUGGUCCAAGAAAGACAAAUUUCCCACUUAUGGUUAUGGAGAUAACCAUUUUCUAGGGCAUAGUGGGUGGUAA
Molecule: messenger RNA, 984 nt
Organism: Ipomoea nil (Japanese morning glory)
Lineage: Eukaryota; Viridiplantae; Streptophyta; Magnoliopsida; Solanales; Convolvulaceae
Product: RING-H2 finger protein ATL47-like
Exons: 1
Coding region: 43-984 (313 amino acids)
Source: RefSeq, a predicted model, not a curated record